AAUUUCAUGUUAGUAUAGCUUAUAACUUUUGCAUAUGUUAAUUGGCUUCGAAAAGCCCUGUUAGAGAGAGUUAAUUUAUUGUAUAUUUGUUGUAGGCCCGAUAUGUUCAUACGUCAUUCCCGACACUCGCAAAUGACAAGGUAUAAAGUUAAAGCGUUAAGUAUCAAUAUGAUUGUCACGAUAAUAUAUUUACUGUAUCUUAUUAUUUGUAGGGAGGGAUUUUAAAUAAGAUGCAGUAAAGUCAUAACAUUUGUUAACCUUUCACGCUCAGGUUGUCGACCCUGGUCGAAGAUUAUAGAUAUCGUAUACCUAAUCGGUGGUCUGGUGUAGAAGUAUAAACACGUUAAACUAUAACAACUAAUAAGAACACAGUAUUUUACAGGACUUUUACAAGUUUGUAAAUAGAAGUUUUUAAUAGUAUUUGUAAUUAACUAGUUCUCCUCAAUUUUUCAGUUAUUUGACAAAAUCCUCAUUGCAAACCGUGGUGAAAUUGCUUGCAGGGUAAGCUUUAUCAAAAUUAGACUGCGAGCGGCCCUCCUUUCCGCGGGUUUAUAUCAAAUCUGUAGUAUUCAGCCAUGUAGUAUUCAGUGACGUCACACAAGUUUAGCAUCAUCGUUUGACUUGCACCAUUUUGGGUGACAGAUGUUUACAUCUAAGUAAAAGCAUACACGGUGUCCAAAUGAUCCAAACCUGCACGAGCUCCAAAUGCAUGUUUGAUUUCAUUAAUAUGAAUUAAUAUAAUAUUUUCUGGUGACGUAUUCAGACCGUGCAUGGUUUUCUUUGCUGUCCAUAGUUCUCAAUCAUUAUUUUGCCACUCGUCUUCGCGGAUUUCUUAUAGCGUCACUUAAUACGGGAAUAUCAAGUGACGCUAAGAAAUCCGCGAUGUUGUGUGGCAAAAUAAUGAUUGGGGACUAUGGACAACAAAAGAAACCACCGUCUGAAUUCACCAGAAAUGACCUUUCUGAAUUCUUAUUAAUGAAAGCAAUCAUUCAUUUGGAGCUCGUGCAAGUUCGGAUUAUUUGGACACUGUAUGCUUUUACUUAGAUGUAAACAUUAGUGUCACCCAAAAUGGUGCAAGUCAAACAAUGACGCCAAACUUGUGUUGUGACGUACUGUCAUCUAAGGGCCGCACUUAAACAUACUACUCAGGUGUACUCUCCAUAUAUCAAUUUCUUCGAGAACGUCACACGUGUGAUGUAUUUUCACCAUGGGUUUAUUGCAUUUGUAUAUAUAGGUGAUAAAGUCUUGUAAACGCCUUGGUAUUAAAUCUGUUGCAAUUUUCAGUGAAGCUGAUCGAUAUGCUGUAAGUAUAGUCAAUAUAUGACCAGUGUUGCAAAGUGUAUUUGGAUUCUCAUUGAAAUACAGGCAUUCACUAAUUGAUAUCAUAUUUUAGAAUUCAGAAAAUACUUCAAUCCAUCAAACAUUUAACUGCAUGUAUACCUGUUUUUGCAUGAACUUUUCACAAAAUCCUACAUUAAUUGUAAUUCCCCAUUGUGCAUGACCUCUUAUAUAAUGUUGGGAAUGUUAAACAUUGUAUUCAUUAAACGUUAAACAUUUUAAAUUAUAUUGUCUUCUCUUGUCUAUCAAGAUCAAUGAUAUCUUACAAACUCGGUAUUCGUUCACUAAAUUUUAGCUUCAUACAAAAAUGGCCGAUGAAAGUGUUUGUGUUGGUCCACCACCAUCCGGAGAAAGCUAUCUAAAUAUGGAUGCCAUCUUGGGUGCUAUUAAAACUACAGGAGCUCAAGCGGUAAGAAAUAUAUUUAAAAACAGAUUUUAAAAUUUUUCGCUGUUCCGUAGGUUUUCAAUGUUUUCCUUAUAGAUUUGUAAAGAAUUACAAUGCACCUACUCUGUGGACUUCUGUCUUGUGCUUUUCGUUUAUUUCUCCACGAGAAAUACAUGCACGCAGCAAACCCUCGCCUUUUAAGACCAACUAUAUAUUUACAAAACAUUCUUUCUACAUGAAGUAUUCUCAUUAGACGACGGAUCACUGUAUGGUGGCGCGUGUCAACGGGGAUAACGCACUGAGCUGUAUAAUAACUGGAGGACCUGCUCCUAUACUUCGUUCAGUCAUCGAAGUGAAGCCAAAAACAUGGCGGAUUUUGAGUGAAAAUGACGCCAUUUCCAUGACAACACUUACUUUAUUUUCAUGGUAGGUACCACUGACCAGGCUCAAUUCUGAGCCCACGGCCGUUUUCACACCCCCCUGGUUUUUGCAAAAAAGUUUUGCAGAUAUUAUAGUUCUCGUGGUUUUGAAUCGGUUUUUAAAAUUUUUUUGAUAUAAAUUUUCUACCUUUGACUAUUUGGACAAAGAUAUGCAAGUCGUUCGUGUUAUUCUCGCCCGUGAAAGACGACAGACAAAUUUAAAACCUCAAGAAAUGUGGGAAAAGACUUGAAUAUGGAUUUUAUACAAAGGGUAAGAGACAAAUUUGCAUAUUUCAAUUUUUUAAUAUUUAGACUUUACCUUAUUUGACAUGAAAAUGAUAAGCAUAACGAUGAAACUGACACUCUAUUUGUUAAUAAAACAACUUCCUGUGUAAUACACAUGGUAAAGUGUAAAAUUUCCCACUAUUUCACUAAUUUUCGCAAGCUGGGUCUUUGAAGUGCGAACUGUCUAGUGUAUUAAUAAUGUUUAAAAGGUUGACUCCUGAGGUCUCGUUUUAUAAACAGACAUAAACCUCAUUUCCAGGAUGGCCUGUUUUCUUACAUAUGUUUUCUCAGUAAAUAUCACUCUGAAUGAGCAAUGUACCUUUAUAAGUGCACUCAUAGUUCUGAUACCCCUUGUUUAAGUUGAGGAGUUUGGUCACAUUCUUUUGUUUACUCUACCUUGAUCAUAUGCUAAUUAUGUUACUGGAGGAUUUUUGUACAACCUACAUAAUUAAUCUACUCUUGUUUGUUGCAGAUUUAUUCCACAAUGACACACUCCUUUCUGGGUGGCAAGUUACAGUACCAAGCCUGGCAAGCUGGACAUAUCUUUGGAAACUGAACAUACUGUAUUUUAAUACAUGCUUCCAAAAAUUAUGUCACCUUGGCGAGUCUCAUUUUCACGAUUGAGACAUUGGACUUUAACUCAUGCCACAUACAUGAAAAUGAGGCUCCUGUGACAAGGUGAAAUACAUUCCGGAAGCCGGAAGGGUAUAUUUGACUUUUUUGAAAAAUUAUUGGCAGUAAAAAAUUUAAAAAAACAAAAAUGUAUAUGAUUUUGAUUUUAAUUGCUAUAAAACUUAUUUACACUUCAAUAAAGUUAUCAUAAUCAUAUAAUUAUUUAUGUUGUUAUGCAUGGUAUUAUAAUUAACUAAUUCAUUUUGUUGUUUUGCAUGUUUUUCUGCAUGUUGAUGCCUCAGUGCCAUCUCUUGGGUAUAUUAAACAUAUAAUUUCUGCAAAAUAAAAGAUGACAUUAUUAUCAUGAUACAUUAUACAUCUUUACAUCACAAAAAUAUCAUAUACACAUAUGUUAACCCUUCACAAGUGGCAAUGUGUCUUGAUAUGCCUUACUGUAUUAUUUUAAUCUACCUAACACCAGACAAUUUUACUAGUCAAGGGGAGAAUGCAAUUACAUGAUCUGUUUUUACCAAUGACCAUUGAUCUGAGCUUCAAAAUUAAGUGUCAUGUUUCAAUAUUCAGCAAUGCAAUUACAUUCCUAACUGCUAAAAUAUGUCACACUUAACUAUUAUGAGCAAAUUUCAUCAUAAUUUCUCACAGGCCGUGUCAUAUAUAUAUGUCCAAUUGGACAUCACUACUCCCAAUGUUAGAAAUCAUGGGCGGAUUUACUUGGGGUGGGGGGGGGUUAAACUCCUCUAAUAAAGUGUUCAACUCCACCAAAAAUUCUGCUUCAACCCUCCUAUUUUGUGCGAAAGGCAUUAACCCAAACGCCUAACCCCUGCCAAAGCUCACUGAGUGGUGCCGCUUGCACCCCACCAGAAAUUUUUCUACCCCUCCUUUUAAAUAAAUGAAAAUCCGCCCUAAUUGUUAGAAAUGUUGUAGCAUUCCAAAUUUACCUCAUGAUUAGUGUAUCAGUGACUCACUUAAAUCCCGGCAGCUUGUGGGCAACAUUUUUGUUCUUGCCAUGUAACUAUGACAUCAUACUGUGUAAAACUAUAUAGUUUUAUAUAGUUCUGAACAGACAAUGGCAAAAUGAUAUCUAUUUUUAGUAAAAUUAUGAGUAAAACAUCUGGAUUUAAUCUCAAAGAUUGAGUAAAAUAAGAAAGUAGCCAGGGUUCAUUGCAGCUUAAUGGGCUGACUAUAUAUCUCGGGCUGCUCAUUUGCAGAUAGCUGUAAUUAACCCACUGCGUCAGUCUGCGUGGCAGCAGGGAGCAGUCUCAAUUCUCUUAAAAUCGUCUGUAGACAGACAGAGUAAAAUAAUAAAGACAGUCUUUAGUGCUCAUCGAUCAGCCGACAGGGCACAUACAUUGUCACAUGUAGGUGGGCCUCCUCAAUAACGGCUCAACUCUCUCUGGUCUUGUGCUUAUCUAUAUAUACUAAUUCUGCACUGUGAUGGGCAAGUAUAUAAAUUUCACACCAUAUUUAAUAAUUAACGUUUUAAAAUAUACGAACAUGUAAACAACCACAAUUUUUAGUAUAAAUUAAAAACUGGCAGUCUGGCAAUAAAACCAAAAAGGCCAGUGCUGACACAAAACAACAAUUUCAUGUACACAAUGUUUAAUCGUUAACAAUACUUUUAUGUCCCCUAUUGAAAUAUUCGCUGUAUAUAUUAGGAUGAUGAGUUUUUGACAUAAUAUGAAGGGUCUAGUGACUGUAGCCGUCUAGAAAGUUAUAAAAAAGUUUCGUGAAUCUUACCUGAAUGAAUUAGUCUUUCUUUGUAGUCUUUGUAGCGAAAUGCUGCAUACACAAGCGAAGCAAACUCGCAGCCUCGCUCCGCGUUGUAAAACAAGUAAUGUUCGAGGGAAAUAUUAAGAUUUUUUAGCUCAAAAACAACAGAAAACUCGAGAGAAAACUUUAUGAUAUCUAUAUCGUAAUAUUUGGCCCAAAAACCAGGGGGGUUAAGGACAUCGUCGGAAGUUUAGGAUCGCGGUUGGUCAGUGGCAGUUACCAUGAAAAUAAAGUAAGUGUUGUCAUGGAAAUGGCGUAAUAGCCGCCAUGUUUUCGGCUUCACUUGAUGAUGCCGAGCAGGUCCUCCAGUAAUAUAGUAUAGCUCAGUGGGAUAACGUCAUUAGUUUUCAAUUCCAUUUCCUAAUCCCUUCCUCUGCUUUAUCCACUCAUUCUUUGACCUUUUAGUCCUUUGCAAUAAUAAUACACCCUGCAUAAUGCAAGUAGGAGUAUAAUGCCCCUCGAGAUUGCUUACAUGCAUGGGACAGAGCAGCACCACUGCAUAUGAUUGAAUAGUUUGACCAUUGCAAUUACUAUACCUUAUAAUAAUGCAUCAUUACUAUAUUAACUCCUCUUUAUUAACUCCCCCCGUCCCCUUUUACAAUAUUAGCUACAAACUACUUUAAAAUCUAUAUACAGUACACUAUAGUAAUUAAUUAUAAAAUCUAAUCUAACUUCGAUGAUAAUUAUAUUUGAUGAUAAAUAAGAUUGUGUUAAACGCUCACGGAUUGUUAAACGCUCUAUUGAUUUGUUAAGUUUUAAAACUCAGUAUAUCUAGACCAUUCUAUAUACAAGGAAAGAACAUGCAUGAUGAUGAAAGCUUCUGCAUGUACCCGCUGGAUGUAAGACAUGGAGGUGAUUCAAUAACUGAGAAUUUACACAUGACAUGACAUGACAUGACAUUCAGUCGUAUUACUUACUUGCCCUAGACUAUUUAUAUUCCCUUUCAUCGUUUCUAAUUAUAUCUUGUUUUCUCAGUAAAGGUCACUCUUCUCAUUCUCCUAACCCAUUCCUAUUGAAGAAAUGCUUCCAUCUUGCCAUUCCUGUGCAUGUUAUAGCGAUGCUUGAGAAAUCAGUGCAGAUAAAAAAUGAUUAUUUUUAUAAUUGCAUCAUAUAGGCAUGCAGCCCAACAAAUGUACUGUAAUUCUUAAAUUAAAAAGUUGCAAAAUAUAUCUUUAAGUGUGUUAAAGUUUACUAGUGUGUUUAAAGUGCUUCUGACUUUGCUAUCCAUCGAUUUAGUUGUAUAUUCGUGAUGACGAAUGCAUUAUCGUAUAUUGAUCAUACUUAUGAUGUACUGUAGCUUCCUGUGUGCAUGUGACUAGACAAUCAGCGUACGUAAUGAUACAAAAAUUUAAACACAUUUUUAAACGUUUAAUUGUUAGGGAUAUAUUUAUAGCUAUUUCGUUUGAGGAUAACAGUAUAUCGCGCCGUUCUUAGAAAGACCCUGGGACCGAGGUUGAACAGUGUAUUUGCUGUCUGUGGUGCCAUAAUAAUUUUGAAACACGCAAAAUUAAAUACGAUGGCAAUCUUUGUUAUUUUUCAGGUGCAUCCAGGCUAUGGCUUCUUAUCAGAAAAUAUGCAUUUCGUGAAACUAUUGGUAUAAUUGUCUAUUAUUUAUGGUUAUGGUAUAAGGGUCGCGUAUUAUACACUUUUCACCAGUACAUAUUAAAGAAGUUCUAACAUUGUUGCCUUGCUCCAUGUGUGUAAAAGAAACAACAAAACCAGAAAAAAAGAUAUAACUGUACUGUACAUAAUAUAAUAUAUACAUGUUAAAAUACAAUAAUAUGCAAUAACAUACGUGAAAAAAAUCCAAAUUCUGUCUGGCUGAGAGAAGUGCAAUGUAAUUUCUUUGUAUAAAAAUACUUGGUCUUAUAGAGAACAUUUUCUUGUUGCAUAUUUUUGCCAUGUUUUUUUUCCACCUUUUGGAAAAGCAACUCGUUGGGAAUCUGUUUCGUUGUUGUUUCCAAGUUGUGUACGAAACCAUGCAUGCAUAUACUGUACCAAAUAUUGUUUACUACUGUAUUUCAUAAGCUCUAUUUUUAGGAAGACAAUAAUGUCGUUUUCAUUGGCCCAAACUCGUAUUCCAUGCAAGCUAUGGGUGACAAGAUUGAAAGUAAAAUAGUUGCGAAGAAAGCUGGUGUCAAUAUUAUUCCUGGUUAUGAUGGAGUUGUGAAGGUGUUCAUCAUAAUGUUGUAUAUUAUUUGCUGUGGGGUCACAUUUAAUGUGCAUGAAUGUCUACAUGUUUUGACGCAGCACACUUUCGUUUUCAGCUGCUAAUUCACAUAAUGUGAAAAAAACAAUUCGUUUGUCUUUACUCUUUACCUAUAAUACGGGUACAAACCACUGAUCAGAUAGUACAAACGUACAAUCUUCAAACAUUCUGUGUAUUGUAAAGCAGCACAUUAAGCUAAACACAUAUCAGGGCCGCUGAGAGGGGGGGGGUCAUGGGGGCAAAUUGCCCCGGCCCUCCUACCUUAAUAGGGUCGCACUUGAGAGUGAGAGGGCCUAAAAUUGAGUAGGUUCCUUAGAUUGGUCAGAGCAUUUUUGAAAUCGAGGGCCUCUUACAGUAGAUCACAUGCAUGCAGUCUAGCUAAGGUCUAUUGGGUGACUGACUUGGGUCUAGCUUAAAAAUAAUGAUGUCAUGGGACCCCAGACCCCGCAAAGCCCCGGGCCCCGCAAAUUCUCUCGGCGGCCCUGAGUCACUUAUUCCUUAAAAGCAUAAUGAAUUCGGUAUCAUGAAUGAUUAAAUUGUUUAAAUUUAGACCCAAUUUUUCAACAAUUCCUAUAUGUUUAAAAGACAAAGAAAGUUCGAAUAGAAAAAUAAUAGCUACAGAGUUGGAUUUUUCGAAAAAAGGGAGUCGCAACUGCCGUUGCUAUGGCAACAAUUUUCUGAGAACAAGCGUUUUUUAGCCUAACAUUCUCAGAAAAUGUUCUGAAGUUAUUUUAAAUUUACCAGAUGUUUAAAACUAUUGAUUCUAUUAUUUAGGACGAUGAAGAGGCUAUAAAACGUGCAAAGGAAAUAGGUAAAUACACUAUAUUUGCUAUAUUUUACAUCUCCUGUAUUCGGCAAAUCGUCAGAAUAUGUCAUUUUCGUAUUUCUUAUGUUUGAGUAAAUAUUUAUUUGUGAUAAUUGAUUGUUUGAAACGAGUCCCUUGUCUUAUCUGAAUUAAUCUUCAGUGAAGUAUAAAAUGGGUUUGCUGUUCAUGCCUGACUCAAAUACAAUCUCGUUGCCCGUGUUUGCGAUCCUCGGGAAGGAACGUGAGGCUCUGGGAUAAUCCGUUGCCGGAAGCCAGGAAUCCUGGCUAAGACUGAACUGCGCAUUCCAUAUCAACGGCCAAUCACUCAAUCAGAUUCGUCCCUGAAAUGGAUUGACUCAACCGUCCCCAUGCAUGCAACAAGGGGGGCUCUCCAACAGGGGGCGAAACUUCAGUAUUACGGCUGGGGGGGGGGGUGAGCUUGUUUUGCCCAACCGAAAGAGCGUUUCCGAAGUCGUUCCUGAGAGACGAACAAUUGAUCAGUUGCUAAUUAAUAUUUCUUCUCCCAAAAAAGUUGGUGAGCGGAGAAUUUUUCACUACCACUUUUUCCUACCACUAUUACUUUUCAAUCUGAGACACUCGAAUAUUUUCAAAAUUUUCCCGACUAUAAUGGAAUAGAGACAAGGGGUGUCACCCCCCAACCCACACACACACACCAGGAUAGUUUCGUCCCUGUUCUCCAAAAGUGUCCUGAACUGGCAGGGGGGUGUUUACAAUAUGAUACAGUAUUUUGGAAAUUCUAAAUUUUGUUGGGGUUUUUUCCUAAUAAUUGUGGGACAAACAUUUAAAAUUAUGCUUAUUAAAAACAAUUGCCAUUAGUAAUAUAAAAUAUUCUAAGCGUCUCAAAAGGGUAUGUAAUUGAAGGUUUCUCUACCACUUUUUGUAGAUGCAAUUCUAAAGAACAUUCUCAUUUACGAUUAUUCAAAAAUUAUAGGGCGGGGGCUCACCCCCCCCCCCCCAAGUCAACAUGAAAUUUUAACAGGGGGGCUCAGCCCCCUGAGCCCCCCUCCACUACACUACUGAGAUUAUUUGAAAUAGCUGUGUAUACUACGGUACGCAAAGUUUGCCAAAAGUUUGGCCAUAUCAAAAUGUUGAAUAUUCACAAUAUUGGUUGAAUGAUAAAACAGGUCAAGUAAAGUUUCUUUGGAUUUUUUUGCUACUCAUAAUUACUGUACAAAACAAAAGUAACUCUAUGCAACUAUAUCAUUAAUCACUACCUACACUGAUAGUGCUUACACAAUUUCCACACUGUCCAAAAAUGUGAAUAUAUUAAUUGUUCAUUUAACCUUCAAUCACAAUCAGUUCCUCCUUCAGAAAAUCUUUCCUCCGUAAGUGCUUUUGUUCGUAUUUUCAUGUAGUUCCUCAAGGGCAAUUUCAGUUCACGUUUGUGUUUAAAAUACCUUUUCGCUAUUUUGUUCGUUUUGGGAAAAUCAUUAAUUGUACUGCAGUACAAUUAAUGAAAUAAUUGUACUCCUCUCAACCAAUCAGCAUCCAGUAAUUUUGUCAUGCUAACAAUAAGCUAUGUAAAAUGUUGGAACACAACAGAUAUUGUAUAUUUUGGGGGGGACAGCCUAUAUAUAUAUUUAUAUUUCACGGUUAAUCAAAUUUGCCUACUUUCAUUUUUAACUUCAACACAUACCGUUUCCUCCUCUUUAUAUGCUCAUUUUAUCCGCCCAGUCAGUUAUAUGUUAUUUUUAUUUCAGGUUACCCAGUCAUGAUCAAGGCUUCCGCAGGCGGAGGUGGCAAAGGAAUGAGAAUUGCUUGGAAUGACCAAGAAGUCAGGUACGGCAUAUAGCUACUGGAAAUUCUCUCUUAAAGUGCCACUUAAACUCCAAGUUUGUGAUAGGUGUAAUACAGUAUUUAGGGCAUUCUGAGAAGAAUUUAGGACCUCAUCUUCAUCAACCUUUUUACCAAGGCCGGAUUUUGAGGGGAGGGGGCACCUCCCCUGAGAUCGUUUAGCACCUCUCCUGAGAAUUUUUGUACCUCCCCUGAAAAGUGAUGCACCUCCCCUUGGGAAAGUUCCAAUGAUAGAUCAAAGUGAAAAUUUAACAUUUUUUGGUUGCUUAGAGUCUGUAAAAUUGAAACAGUGAUAGCCAUUCAUCUCUGUGUCAAGCACCCUUUUAAUGCAAUGUUUUAAAAGAAAUUUUGUAGUAAUUGUAAUAAAAGGCAAAUUUGGAUAAGUUGUACAGUCAUAAUUCAUUAAUACACUGAUACAUAUGUUAUGCACUACGUCGUUGACGUUGGCCCGUUCUAAGCCCUAUCUUUCCAUGGGGUUCGUGAACUAGACUGCUGCACCUUCCCUAAAUUUUUUUCACCUACCACUAUUUCCACCGGCCUUGCUUCUCACUGAAUAUGAUGUUAUUAGAUGAAGUUUAGAAGCGAAGAACAAACUAAAGCAAACAAACUUACAAUUCAUCUAAAAACAUAUCCGGCAACUUUGACAGGGAAAUUAUCCAAUAUUAAAAUACCCAAAAUCUUAUUUGCUAUCAGUGUCACUUUAAGCACCACAGAUGCGUAUUUAUUUUAGACGCAUCUGAGCUAUAGGGGUGGGGGAAUUAAUAUAUUGAUUUAUCUGAAUAAGAACUAACGUAAGUCGUGUAUUCCUAUGUUGAGAAGGGGGGAGGUGGCUGUAUAGAGGGGAUGGGGCUAUUCGAGACGGGGACUUAGUAUAGGGUCUAGCCAUGAAAAUUAAUUGAGUGUGAGUUUACUAAAGAUCAUGAUGAAAUGGUUUCCUGAAUAUUAAUUUCAUGUCGUAAGAUCUAGCAUUGCUCUAAAUAACAACAAAACCAAGUUUAGGAUAAAAAGUGUAUUGCAAACUUUUUACUUUAUCUUUUUCAUAUCUGUUUUCAACCUAUUUUUCUCUUGAACUAUAUAUUUAGAGAUGGAUUUCGUUUAUCAUCACAAGAAGCAAAAUCAAGUUUUGGUGAUGACCGUUUGCUGAUAGAGAAAUUUAUAAAUAACCCAAGACAUAUUGAAAUCCAAGUACGUAAAUAUUUAUUCUAAUUUUCAUAUUUCAGUUUUAUCUUCACAAGAUUCCCAAAUCAAAUAUCAAUCCACAUGCAGUAACACGAAGGAAAAGAGACGACGGCUAGUAAUACAAUUACAUUGUACAACAAUAUUUAACAAAAAGAAAUGAACAGUCAAACGCUCACAGGGUUUUAGACGUCCUCCUCAUUCUGUUUACCACGGCAAACCAGACAUGUUUACAUCUGAUAUACAACGCUUAUAUACAUUUCGAAGCGUGGCAAUUAAAUCUAAAUUGGCACAGAAUAACGUUUUCCAGCCAUAAGGGUGAUAAAAUCCCAUUCUAAAUUCGUUGGAUAAGUAAUACGUAACAAGUUUACUUUACAGUAAUUUAUUUGAAUGAGUUUGUUUUGAUUAUUAUCGUCACGUUGCCGUCCUGAGUAGUAUUAAUAGGGAAUUUAAGAUGCCAACAACGAACGGACUACGGUUGAAUGGCUAUCCAGUCAACGCUCUGCCGAAAGUCGUGUGUUUUCUCCGGGUACUCAUGUUUCUUCCCACAUGGAAAGUUGAUAGGGUGAGCAAUUCAUUGCUGUAAAAAUACUGUAGUUUGGUCUAAGUAUAUAAUUAAGUAAGUUUGUAAUAUUUGAUGUAAAGCGCACUUGAUCCACAUGUAAAUUUGCUAGCCUGCGAACAGGCUCUCAAAGUGAAGUGAGAGCCUGUACUGAUGAUAUUAUACAAUUUUGAAUAUCUGCCCCGUAACGUUCGUUUUUCCAAAUAUGGAAUGUCUAUCCUUAUAUGGUGUUGUUUACAACUUUCGUGCAAACUAAAUUUAGACCGUGCAAACUAAGUUUAGACCGUACAGUUUAUACUGUUUUUCGAAAUAUAAGGUAUUCAAGCAAAACUUUAAAUGUUUUAAAUGCUGUUUUCUCAAAACAGAACAUUUUGUGCUUUGAGAUAAGAUGGCCAAGACCAAUUUGAUCAGUUAUUAAUGUGUUUUUUUAUGCAUAGUGCUUAGUUGACAUAUAUAGAGCUCAGCGGAAACAUAUAAAUUAUAGCAUCUGACCAAUGAGAAUUUCGCGUCACGAUUUGAGACGCAGAUAUUCAAAUUCAUUAGUCAUCGAUGCAGGCUCUCAUUUCACCUUGAGAGCCUGUUCGCAGACUAGUAAAUUUGCAGAAAUGUUAAACUUAAUCUUUCGCCGGUCUUCUUUUGCGUCUACUAUGACGUCAUUGUAUUCAUAAUAAGUGAUGUCAUGCAUAUAUAAUAUACAAGUUAUCCACCUCACAGCACCUCCGUCCACCUUCUGUCAUGCUAAUGAUAGUGCGGCCCUUCGUUAGUCACUGCAGUUAUGCUCUAGCUUCUGUGUACAUUUUGAAGAAAGAAAACAUCCGGUAUGACGCGGUUUACACUAUGUGAUGUAGGCGUUUACAAUGUUCAUGUCUUAUAUUUUCCUACUGGCAUAAAAGCAAUUUCUUUAGAAGCUGCUCUGGCGAUAGCAAAUAUCGUUAUAUCUCUCUUUGGAACGUUCGCCAACGGUCUCGUCAUAAUGGCUUACUAUCGUAACCCUCGUUUACGAACAAUACAGAACACGAUCUUCUUGCUGCUUGCCAUCACGGACAUUGGCGUAACUGCUUUUGCACAGCCGAUAUUUGUGGUCGCCACCUUAAGGGGUUUGCUGGAGAGCCAUAGUUGCAUUUUAUGGGGACUUCAAACGAUAUCAUCGUUCUUAUUCUUGGAACUAUCACUGGUAACAAUUGCUGUUCUCAGCGUGCAAAGUUAUAUAACCUUGGCUUAUCCGUAUCGUUGGCGAAAUAUAAUUACAAAGUCUCGUUUGAAUUUCAUGUUUAUCUUUUCUUGGCUUCUCGUUUUGCUAAAAACCCUGGCUAUUUUUCAAAACUACAACUUCGUUGUAUACGGAGGGCUUGGUAUUACUGCCUUAGCAAUUAUUACUGUGGUUUUUACCUGGUGUUGGACAUAUAAACUCGUUGCUCGACAUCGAAAAGCAAUUCAAACCACUCAAACUCCUGCAAUCAUUCAAAAUGUGGCACCAAAGAAGAUCUUACGAUCAACAGUUACCGCCUUCGCCAUUAUUUUAAGUCUUCUGGCUUGUUACUUUUUGGUCCUGUGCUUUUUUAUCUUCCAAAAUUUUCUAAACGCUUCGAGCCUGGGUUAUAAUACGUACGGGAUUUUAUGGGCAUUGGCAGAGACAUUAAUGUACCUAAACUCUCUGUUGAAUCCCUGCCUUGUUUUUUGGCGAAGUACUUGUUUCAGAGAAGCCGUGCAGAAUAUUUUCAAUUAGAAAAAAUGUAGAAGAAAUAUUAUAAAAUAUUCUUUAUGUAUAUAGUUUUUAAUUUAUGAUUUUCUUUCUUAUAGAAACGAUGUAGAGCCUUAAGAUAUACAAAUGCAUUUUUUUUUAUUCCAAAAUAGUCUUCUAUAGUUCUGAGUUUAAUUUUCUCAUUGAGUCUGAAUUUAAAGUUCUUUAUAAAAAUAGUCCAAAAUUUUUUCAUCUUAAUCCUAUAUUUUGUUAUGAGUCUGAAACUCGAUCGUUCUUGUUUUUUUCAUUCCCAUAGCAAUUGAUUCACAACAUAUUAAAGAAACUUCUCAUUAAUUGAAAUGGAAACUUAAUUUUUAUUGCCAUUUCACUUUAAUAUUCAUCAACUUUCCCCGCGUGAACGAUCUAUUUUAUUAAAAAAUUUUCGUCUAACAACAAUUUUAUUGCUUUCAUACAUUCCCUGAUGCAUCGCAGGAUAUUUAUAGCAAAAUGAAUGCAUGCAUAUUAAACAAAUUCAUUAAUUUGCUCGUUUGAUGGAACGAAGUAAUAAUUAAAAUGAACUGCAUGAAAGGUUGAUAUUAAAUAGAAAGCAUUUUACACUUACGCAUGAUUAAAUGGGACGAGCUGCUUGCUGCGUAUGUUUCAGUUAAAUGAUAUAGUGUAAGCCUAUUGUAUGUUAGUAGGAUAAGAAUUACGGAAUUAUAUGAAUAUAUAGAAAUAAGAAUCUGAGUAAAUUGUAAAAUGAGGAAACAUUGAGUAUGACAGGAUUCCAGGCCAGCUUCGUUGCACUAUCAUCUUAUAUAAGUUGUUUUUUUUCAAUAUUUCUCAACUGCAUGAAAUCAAUGUCACGUUUUUCAAUCGUGAAGUAGUGCCAAAAUGAAGAUAUUUUCGAUGGUAUAAAGAGAAGGUGUGCAGCAGUCUGAUGCUAGUAAGUCUUGCUCAUAUUGCUCUAAAUAUGGCAUCAGUUUUAAAGCAUCAUUGACAAUCAAUUGACAAAUUUUUAUUACUAUUUUAUGUUUCUCAACCAUCUCAUGAUGCAUUUAAUUGUAUAAACUAGAGAACAAAUUAAGCUAUAUAUAGGUACGCCAAAAGAUUUUAAAUUUUGAACGCUGUUGGCAUCGCGAAUACACGACACAGAAAAAUGAAGUAGCUAAGAUAAUUUGAAUUCUUGUGCAACUUAAUUAGCUUUCCUCACGCCGCCAUUUUUGGGAUACUUUUUUUGCCAAUCCUGCGAGCAUAACACCACGUAACGGCGACAUUUUAUAAUUUUGUGGGUGUACGAUCAUGGUAAAUUUACUCUGUAAAUAGUUUGUUCUUAAAUAUUGCUUUUCAUAUUGUUAUAAUCGUACACGAAAAAUUACAGUACCCCAAAAAUGGGGGCGUGAGAAAGGCUAAUUGGAAAACACGCACGUCCCGGCACAUGCACACGCGUUCUUCGGACUAGGCCUAACCCAUUGUGGGUGGGGUUUUUUUCCACUUGCACUUGACAUGUCAUUAUUCAUAUAUUAAUUAAUUAUAAACUAAUUCGUAUAUCAGUAAUUUGUUUUCUAAAUUGUUGUGUGUAAUUCUUAUUUUAGGUUGUUGGAGAUAAACAUGGAAAUUGUGUAAGUGAAUAUUAA
Paramuricea clavata is the source of this 14712-nucleotide messenger RNA. The record is from the annotation of a GenBank genome assembly. Lineage: Eukaryota; Metazoa; Cnidaria; Anthozoa; Malacalcyonacea; Plexauridae.